Ceutorhynchus assimilis (cabbage seed weevil) is the source of this 771-nucleotide messenger RNA. Lineage: Eukaryota; Metazoa; Arthropoda; Insecta; Coleoptera; Curculionidae. The record is from the annotation of a GenBank genome assembly.
AUGGGGACCUUGAAGGAAGUGAUUGACAAAGAUUUGGCCCAUGGACAUGUUUGUUUACUCAAGGCCCAAGAUGUCGUGAUAGAUUUUGAAAAGAAAACAGUUUCAGCCCAGAAAAAGAAAAUGGAUACUUGUCAGCCGCAGCCUGUAGCAGGUUGUUCUUAUAAGACUUAUGAAUCUUCACUGAGUGCUGCACAUAUUUCCCAGGAUUCUGGAGAGGAACCCCUUUGUUUGGACGACUCCAUCUCGGAUAUGAACAAUUUUAAUACCGAGAUCUGUGGUACCGAGAAACAGAUAUCAAAAACCCAAGCAAACCAUGAUGAAGUGCAGGCUUUGGUGCAGCCUUUAUUAUCAAAUAUAACUCGGGAAAUACAGUGGAGUGAUGGGUCUAUUAUGCUGCUAAUUGCGGCAUAUAAAGAUUCGAGAGAAAAGUUUAGCUCCCCGCUUUAUAAUAAAAAAAAAGUGUGGGAGUUAAUCAGCCAAUCUUUGGCUAAGCAGGGAGUUUUUAAAAGUGCCACAGAAUGCGACGAGAAGUGGAGGAACCUAAAGAAACAUUAUGAUAAAAUUUUGACGGAGAGAAACAUGACUGGAAACUCGGCCAUAUUUUGGAGAUUUUUUGAAGAUUUUCAGGAAAUAUAUUUCAGAGACCCUAGAUUUCAACCUGUGGCCACUUGUUCUAGUAGUGGUGGUUACAAAAGGAGAGCAGACUCCGAAAAUUCUGAUGAGAAUUCCGCUUGUGGAAGUAAAUCAUUAUUUGAAAAAAAAAAAGGGUAA